CGCACACAAACACACGCACACACAGCCGCGAAUCCGUGCGCGAAAUGAUCAGAGCGGUCGCGAGUGUUUUAACGGCAUGACGGCGGAUCGGACGCGCUGCUGCUGACGGAGGAGAGCCGGUAGAGACGCUCCAGCCCCGGUGUACAGAAGAGAGGAGCGGCGGGGAGAGAGAGAGCGGAGCGCCGGGAGAAUCAUGCGGUUUCCUGCGCUCCGGCUGCUGGCACUUGUGUGGCGCUUCUCCGCGCUUUUACGCACCACGCAAACUUACAAACUGCACCCGAAACAAGAAAGCUUCAUCAGUCAGCUGUCAUCGUAUGACAUCAUCACUCCAGUGCGUUUGAAUGAGUUCGGUGAGUCGUUCCCGCACCGGCUGCAUUACCGCAGGAGGAGACGCAGCACUGACGCAGAGCUCUCGGGUUUGAGGGCUCAUUACCAGAUCGAGGCGUUUGGACAGAGCUUUCAUCUGAACCUCACCGCAGACUCUGGAUUCAUUGCUCCAUCAUACACGGUUCUUCAUCUGGGAGAGGAGGAGAACGGAGGAGACGCUGCAGACCUGCGACACUGUUUCUUCAGAGGACACGUCAACGCUCGUACAGAACAUCACGCUGUCUUCAGUCUCUGCAGUGGACUUAUCGGUACGUUCACGACGCGCAGUGGUCAGUUCUUCCUCGAGCCGCUGUUGAGUGCUGAUGGAGAGGAGUAUGAAGAAGAACAUAACAAACCUCACCUCGUCUACAGACAUGAUGCACACAAGAAGUCACCUGACACGCAGCCAUGCACAACCUCAGAACACCAUAGCGACAAUCACAUCAGUCUCCAUAGCAACAGAACCUUUGAGGAGGAAGUGAUGUCGAUACGGGAAACGAUGCACAAACACUCAGAAGGCAAUUCCAGCGACUCGCAUUCACGCAAUAAACGCUUCCUGUCCUACCCGCGCUUUGUAGAGCUCAUGGUUACCGCGGAUACCAAGAUGGUGCGACAUCACGGACGAAACCUGGAGCACUACAUACUAACAAUCAUGUCAGUAGUUGCCGCGAUCUACAGAGAUCCGAGUGUGGGAAACCUCGUCAACAUCAUGAUCAUCAAGCUCCUCAUCAUACACAACGAACAGGAAGGACCAAGCAUAAACUUCUACGCCACUUCGACGCUUCAUAACUUCUGCGUUUGGCAACAGAGCCACAAUGUUCUGGACGACAGUCACCCGUCACACCACGACACCGCACUGCUUAUAACCAGGGAGGACAUCUGCCGCGCAAAAGACAAGUGCGAUACGUUAGGUUUGGCAGAGUUGGGGACGAUGUGCGAUCCAUACCGCAGCUGUUCCAUUAGUGAGGAGAACGGUCUGAGCGCGUCCUUCACCAUCGCUCAUGAGCUGGGACAUGUGUUCAACAUGCCCCAUGAUGACAGUCCAAAGUGCCGCGAGGCCGGAAUCAAGCAUCAGUAUCAUGUGAUGGCCCCAACGCUGAACUACGACACAAGCCCCUGGUCCUGGUCCAAAUGCAGCCGCAAAUACAUCACAGAGUUCCUCGACACUGGCUAUGGUGAAUGUCUACUGGACGAGCCCUCAGGCAGAGCAUAUAACCUUCCUAACCAGCUUCCAGGUCAACUCUACAAUGCCAACCGACAGUGUGAACUCAUGUUUGGUCUCGGCUCUCAAGUCUGUCCGUUUAUGAAACAGUGCAAGCGUCUUUGGUGCACCAGUGCCGAGGGCGACCAUAAAGGAUGUCGUACACAACAUAUGCCCCUCGCUGAUGGAACCGAAUGUGGGUAUGGCAUGCACUGCAGACAUGGCAUGUGUGUAAAUAAGGAGAUGGACAUGAAGCCGGUGAACGGUGAAUGGGGCCCCUGGGGGCCGUACAGUGUGUGUUCCAGAACGUGUGGAGGAGGAACUCGCAGCACAAUCAGAGACUGCAAUAAACCUGAGCCGAGGAACGGCGGGCGGUUUUGUGUCGGACGCAGAAUGAAGUUCCGCUCGUGUAAUACGGAGGCGUGUCCGCGCGGCCAGAGGGAUUUCCGAGAGGAGCAGUGUGCGCAGUUCGACGGCAAACACUUCAACAUCAACGGCCUGCUUCCCACCGUCCGCUGGGUGCCAAAGUACAGUGGCAUUCUAAUGAAGGAUCGUUGUAAGUUGUUUUGUCGUGUUGCCGCAACGAUGGCAUACUAUCAGCUGAGAGAUCGGGUCGUAGACGGAACCGCGUGUGGACCGGACACCUAUGACAUCUGUGUACAAGGACUGUGCCGGCAAGCAGGUUGUGACCAUGUUUUGAACUCAAAGGCCAGGAAUGAUAAGUGUGGAGUCUGUGGUGGAGAUAACUCCUCCUGUAAAACUCUCGCAGGAACCUUCAACAAUGCACAAUACGGUUACAAUGUUGUGGUACGGAUACCUGCUGGUGCCACAAACAUUGACAUAAAGCAAGUCAGCUACUCAGGGUCUCCGGAGGAUGAUAACUACCUUGCUCUGUCUGACAGUCACUCCAACUUCCUCCUGAACGGAAACUUCGUGGUGUCCAUGUUUAAAAGAGAGGUGACGUUUAAGGGAUCAGAAAUCGAGUACAGUGGAUCAAACACAACUGUGGAGCGCAUCAACUGCACAGAACGCAUCGAGGAAGAGCUCGUGCUGCAGGUUCUGUGUGUUGGGAACCUGUAUAAUCCUGAUGUGAGAUAUUCCUUCAGUAUUCCCAUUGAAGAGCAGCGAGAGCAGUUCACGUGGGAGCCGUCGGGCCCCUGGCAGGAGUGCAGUCGCGUGUGCCAGGGUGAGCGGAGGCGGAAGGCUGUGUGCAUUCGUAAGAGUGACCGUUUGGUGGUUUCAGAGCAAAGGUGCGAGUAUCAACCUCGACCGCGGGCCACAACGGAGCCCUGCAAUACAGACUGUGAACUCAGAUGGCACGUCGCGGGCAGAAGUGAUUGUUCCAGUAAGUGUGGACCGGGUCACCGCACACUGGACGUGUUGUGCAUGCGCUACAGUCAGAACGAGAGACUGAGUGAGCGUUUGGAGGGCAGAGCCUGUGCAGACCUGCCCAAACCGCAGACACGAGAGGGUUGCCAUGGAGACUGCCUCCUUAAGAGCUGGCAGUACAGCACCUGGUCUCAGUGCUCUGAGUCGUGUGGUGAUGGGGUGCGGAUGCGUCAGGCGUUCUGUAUGAAUAAUUUGGGUCGCAGGCUGGUGGACAGAGAGUGUGUGGAGCAGCAGAGAGUUCUAUCAGAACCCUGUAAUGAACAGUCCUGUCCCGACUGGACCAGCAGUGAAUGGAGCGAGUGUUUGGUGACGUGUGGGAAAGGCAUCAGACACAGGCAGGUGCUGUGCAUUCUGGGAGAUGAGAAACUGAGCGAUCAGCGCUGUGAUCCGAACACUAAACCGUCCGCCGCCAGCUCCUGUGAGCUGCCGGAAUGUGCCGCCUGGCAGGUCGGAGUCUGGAGUCCGUGUACAGUGACGUGCGGUCAGGGUUAUCAGAUGCGUGCGGUGAGGUGUGUGUCGGGAGCGUACGGAGAAUCGGUGGACGACAGGGACUGUAACGCAGCUGCGAGACCACGAGACAGCCAGGACUGUGAGUUAACAGUUUGUUCUCGGGCAGCAUCUGUGUUUAACACACCAAAACCAGCCGAAACGGGUCAGAUACACACGCAGUGGAGAUACGGGUCAUGGACAACUUGUUCGGUAUCGUGUGGCGAGGGCAGGAGAGAGCGUUACGUCAGCUGUCGAGACGGUCAGGGUGGAGUCGCCGAUGCGUCGUACUGCACUCACUUGCCCCGCCCACCUGACACCUCGGCGUGCUUCAGUUCCUGCGGUCAGUGGCGGGAGAGCGAGUGGACUCCAUGUCCGGUGUCAUGUGGAGUGGGUCGGUCUACGCGACGGGUCGUGUGCAUGAAUUAUCACCAUCAGGUGGACGAGUCGUUCUGUCACCCGGACGAGAGGCCUAGCAUCGAACAAGAGUGUGCAUCCGCGCCCUGUCAGUCCUCAUAUCAGUGGCCCAACAACCAGCCGCACUUCCCCUAUGUCCCCGGCAACCACCCCGGACACCACAGCUGGAACGUCCCGUCUGCAGAUAACCAGUGGAGGACAGGACCGUGGGGAGCGUGUUCCAGUACAUGUGAAGGAGGCUUUCAGAGGAGAGUCGUGGUCUGUCAGGACGCAGACGGCCGCAGCACAAAUAACUGCGAUGAGAGAGUCAAACCCAACGAAUCCAAGAGCUGUGACUCAGGACCCUGUCCUCACUGGAACUACGGCAUCUGGGGAGAGUGCACGCGGUCGUGUGGUGGCGGUCAGCAGACACGGUUGGUGGUGUGCCAGCGUCCGAACGGGCAGAGAUUAAAUGAACACAACUGUGACAUGCUCGACAAACCACCCGCUAUGAAGCAGUGUAACGGCCAGCCCUGCCAGGGCACUGCCACCUGGCACAGACGCUCAUGGAAGCCGUGUUCUGUGUCGUGUGGAAAGGGACUGAAAGAGAGACAGAUCAUGUGCAUGGACCAGAAUCAAACACAGAUUGACGAGGAGUUCUGCGCACAUCUCAACCGACCAACAAUGCAGAAAGUCUGUAGGGCGGGACCCUGCCCCAGCUGGAGGACCAAUCGGUGGAGAGCGUGUUCAGUGACUUGCGGCGUUGGUGCUCAGACCCGUGAGGUGUUCUGCAGGUCUAAGGGCAAAGGUCGAGUCAGUGAUGAGAUGUGCGACAUGCGUGAUCGUCCUGCGAGCGUUCAGUCCUGCUUCCACACGGAGUGUCAAUCACACAUCUGGACAACACACGAGUGGACAGAUUGUAACGCCACAUGUGGACGGGGUGUGAGGACUCGAACAGUGUUUUGCGUGGAUGGCGAGAUGAACGCAGUUUCUGACCGUAUGUGUGACGCCUCUUCUGAACCCGCCACACACGAGUCGUGUCACGGCGUCCCCUGUCAACACGUCUGGGUUACUACAGCGUGGAGUCAGUGUUCAGCGAUUUGUGGUUUUGGACUUCAGCGUCGGGCGGUCUAUUGUUCAGCAGUGCCCUCAUAUUCUCAAGCUCUGCCCUCUGAAUGCUCUGAGCCCACGCCGCCUGAUACCAGACCGUGCCAGCUCAAACAGUGCCCUUUACCCACACACUGGAAAGUCAGCCCUUGGAGCAAGUGUUCUCAGUCAUGUGGUGCCGGCGUGAUGGAGAGGCGUGUCGAGUGUCUCAGUGAUGAAAAUGUCCCGUCCAAUACGUGUCCCGUGUCCACACGGCCAGAGUCUCGUGCCACCUGCAGACAGACAGACUGUGAACUUUGCACAAGCUGCCGUGAGCUCCAGAUCAAGGAAGGCAUCAGGAAAGAUGGAGAGCAUUACCUCAAAAUCCGAUCCAAGAUUCUCCAGAUUUACUGUGCGGAAAUGCAAAGCGGGUACCCGAAAGAGUAUGUGACCCUGCGCAGUAGGCAAACGGACAAUUACUCUGAGGUGUAUGCAUACAGGUUGCAAAACCCGUUUGAAUGUCCAUAUAACGGCAGCAAGAGGCAGGACUGCGCGUGCAGGAACGAUUAUGGCGCGGCCGGUUACACCGUCUUCCACCGCCUGCGACUGGAUCUUUCCAGCAUGCGCAUCAUCACGACUGAUGGGAAGUUUAGUCAAACACUGUUUGGUCGCUCCAUCCCGUUCGCCACUUCAGGAGACUGUUAUAGUGCUGCUAAAUGUCCUCAGGGUCAGUUCAGUAUCAACCUCACAGGCACUGGGCUAACGGUCGCAGAUUCGACUAAAUGGGUUUCCCAGGGCAACCAUGUGACAGUCAAAGUGCACCGGUCAGAGGACGGAGUCAGAAUCUACGGCCGCUGUGGAGGAUUCUGUGGAAAAUGUCUUCCUCACCCUCACACUGGUCUUCUUGUUCACAUCCAGUGAGAGAAAAGUGUCGAAAACGAAGCAGUAAAUGACGCAGGCGGUGUAAACAGCUCUUCAAGAGAAAGACUCCCUCAUUGAAUCCCCGACAUCAAGACCGCCGUCGUAACUGAUAUGGCGUCCGUCUCUUUCAGGUCCGGCAGCUGUGGUGCUGGUUUCGACCAGCUCGCCAAAACGUCCCGUUUCCUCGCUCCCCAUGACACACACGCUCGGUUUGUUGAACGAUACCUCGUGGGGAAACUUCUCCGUGUGUGUGUUUUAGAAAACUGUCCAAGUAUUUUCUUUUAUUGAAUUGUUUUGUGUGUUUUGGUUUUUAUUUGGGCACCGUGUUGUCGUAAAAGAGAUCUGUUUUGUUUUUAACAAUGGCAAAAGUAUUUUACUGUCCAAACGAUCUACUGAACCCGUUUGUCCUCUGGACACGAACGACUCUAACAUGUCUAUUUAAGAGCGUCUGACGACAGCGAGCAGCUUGAUAUGAGAAUGUAAAUAAUUGAUUGUUGUGUAUAUUUAAAUGUUUUAACAUAUUUUGCGUCAAAGACUGGCCUCAGAAUAGCCUUAAAUCCAGACGGGGUCAAAACAACGUCAAACUAGCACUACUGAAAUCUCUUACCGUCCCGCUAACAGUCCGCUAGACUGUUCUUACAAAGUUCUCUGGCUAAAAGAAGUCUCACUAAUUCAGAUAUAUGAUCAUAUUUAAUAAUAUUAUAUGUAAUUAUAUGCUCAAAUGUUUCAGUUAUGGUGCUAAAAAUAACGUUUGAUUGAACGUAGCCUGUGCUAGCAUGUUAGCAUGCUGUAUUAGCAUAGGCUUUUGUGUAUUUACAGUUAUUUAACUCUUGUGCGUCACAAUUUAAUCAGUUACUCGUCGGAGGACAAAAAUGUCUGUGUCAAAAAACUGCCAAAAUAAUAUUAGAUAUUAAUAUUAUUUUACAUUUUCAGUGAGUUACAUUUUUUAACCAGCAUCAGUCCUGAUCAUCACUACCAAAUAUUCAAUUAUUUUCAGUAUUUUAACCCUUUAAAUGCCAGUUAGUUUACAUAAUGCCACUGUUGUUUUUUACACACACACACACACACACUGUCUCACACACACACACACACACACAUGUUGUGUUUCCAUGUUUUAUGGGGACUUUCCAUAGACAUAAUGGUUUUUAUACUGUACAAACUUUAUAUUCUAUCCCCUAAACCUAACCCUACCCCUAAACCUAACCCUCACAGAAAACUUUCUGCAUUUUUACAUUUUCAAAAAACAUAAUUUAGUAUGAUUUAUAAGCUGUUUUCCUCAUGGGGACCGACAAAAUGUCCCCACAAGGUCAAAAAUUUCGGGUUUUACUAUCCUUAUGGGGACAUUUG
Molecule: messenger RNA, 7192 nt
Organism: Xyrauchen texanus (razorback sucker)
Lineage: Eukaryota; Metazoa; Chordata; Actinopteri; Cypriniformes; Catostomidae
Product: A disintegrin and metalloproteinase with thrombospondin motifs 20-like
Exons: 38
Coding region: 194-5845 (1883 amino acids)
Biological process (GO): proteolysis; extracellular matrix organization
Cellular component (GO): extracellular matrix
Molecular function (GO): metalloendopeptidase activity; zinc ion binding
Source: RefSeq, a predicted model, not a curated record